AUGGGAAGGAGCUACCAGAUCCCCAGCGUAAUACAAAACGGAACCAGCAGAGUCCAAUUCGACAUCCCCACGCCAGAAACAACACUUAGUCCAGAGACCCUCUUUAGUCUAGACGCACCACAGCUAGACCCAAUCAACAGCUCCGUAUUCGACUGGUGGUAUUUCGACGCCGUCUCAGAAACAAACCCAGACGAUUCCCUCGUCAUCACAUUCUUCACCUCGACCAUGAACGCAUUCCCAUUCCUCCGAGCAAACGAAACCUCCAUAGUCAAUGUCUGGCUAUGGGCUUCGUUCGCACACGGCACCACGUUUGCUGAUACUGUCCCGGCCACAGUGGCGACGGUGACUGGCGCAGACCGCAAGGGCGCUAAUAGCGCUGGUGACUGGUCCCCUACGGGCUUUAGCUGGAAUGCUCCCACGGAGGAUCUAUCGCAGUAUGAGAUUGUUAUUGCGUCUGAGAAGAUCCAGGUUGAAGGGCGGUUGACGUUGACUUCGCAUGUACCGCCUCAUCUGCCUUGUGGUAUUCAACCCGAACGGACUACACUUGAGAUUGCGCCUCAUACCGGGUGGGUCAGUCUUGUACCUGAUGCCGUGGGUGAGGUGGAUAUGAAGAUCCGUGGGUCGACGCUGAAGUCCCGAGGGCCAGGGUACCAUGAUAAAAAUUGGUCUGACCGACCCUUUGUGGACUCUGUCAAUAGCUGGUACUGGGGCCACGGCCGUCUAGGUCCAUACUCGAUCGUAUGGUUCAGUUACCUUGCCGUUAACGACCCAAACAACUCCACAUACGUGAGCAGCUACGUUGCUAAAGAUGGAAAGCUGCUCGUAUCGGCCUGCGAAUCCUCUAUUCUCACUGUGAGGCCGAUCGGUACCCCCGGGACGACUGGUGGGCGAUAUCCGCCGCGCGAGGGUGAUAUACCGAUAGGAUUCCGAUUGGAAUAUGAUCUGGGAGAGGAGCAUGGUCGGUUGAAUGUUAAUGUCUCGAUGAGAACGGUGGUUGCGGGGGAUAGAGAAAAUUAUAUGAGAUGGACAGGAGAUAUGGUUGGGGAGCUGAUUGGGUCUGAGAGACGGACACAUGAGGCGGGUAGUGAUCCAAAAGGGGGUGAAACACAGUCAUCUUCUCCUGUUGGUGUUGCGGUUUUGGAGCAAUUCGUUUUACUGGAAUAG
This is a messenger RNA of Penicillium vulpinum, 1164 nucleotides long. RefSeq lists its product as uncharacterized. Lineage: Eukaryota; Fungi; Ascomycota; Eurotiomycetes; Eurotiales; Aspergillaceae. Bases 1 to 1164 code for a protein of 387 amino acids. The record is from RefSeq and is a predicted model, not a curated record. The transcript is spliced from 4 exons.